AUGAAAACUCCAAAAUCAAGAUCAGGAAAGAAAGCACCCACAUCCCACCAAACCAUCCAGCCUACACCCUUAAACAUUGUUCAUCCAUCCCCAUUGCUAAAAGAUGCACCAUUACCAUCACCACCACAAGAAACCUCUGACAACAUUCGACCAAAACGCAAAUCAUUCACACCAAAAAAAACCAUUCCUGAGCCUACAUCAUAUGAACCUCCCUCUCUCAAGCCAACCACAUCACCACCUCCAUCACCAAUACAGUCUACACCACCACCUUUUCAGUCACACACUUCACCUGAUGUAGGUUGUACUAACUAUGAUUCUGUUCCUGCAGCUUCUUUAGACUCUAUGGAGAGCCGUCUUGGUGCCAAGUUGGACACAGUAGAAGUACAGACUGAGUUCGUUGAUGAAGAAGAGACUGCUCCCUGA
Molecule: messenger RNA, 423 nt
Organism: Amaranthus tricolor (Joseph's coat)
Lineage: Eukaryota; Viridiplantae; Streptophyta; Magnoliopsida; Caryophyllales; Amaranthaceae
Product: extensin-like
Exons: 3
Coding region: 1-423 (140 amino acids)
Source: RefSeq, a predicted model, not a curated record